This is a messenger RNA of Psylliodes chrysocephalus, 13329 nucleotides long. Lineage: Eukaryota; Metazoa; Arthropoda; Insecta; Coleoptera; Chrysomelidae. The record is from the annotation of a GenBank genome assembly.
GUGCCAGGUGUCUGUCAAAUCAAAUUUAUUGAUUUUCAAAAAGAAUGGCGUCUACACAUAUGUUGCGACUGGGAGUCUGUUUUACUCUUUUACUUAAUUUUGAUUUAACAUGUUGCGAAGUCAAAAAGUUUCCACUAUUAAUGCCCGAUGUAUAUCCUGACAGGGAUGAACUAUAUUUAUGUACACCUGUUAGAAUCGUGGAUGAAAAAAGUUUUUAUAUAGUGGGAUUUGAUCCCAAUGCUACAAUGAAUGUUGCUCAUCAUAUGUUACUUUUUGGAUGCAACACUCCUGGCACUACUGAAGAAGUUUGGGAUUGUGGGGAAAUGGCUAUGUCAGAUAAGAGCAGUAACUUAAAAAAAGCUAUUCCAUGUGCUGACGGCAAUCAUGUACUAUAUGCUUGGGCUAGGGAUGCCAAAACUUUGGAGUUACCUGAAGAUGUAGGAUUCCAGGUUGGCAAAGGAACAGAUAUUCAGUAUCUAGUUUUACAGGUUCAUUAUUCUAAAGGGUUUGAAGCGGGACGGACAGAUAAUUCAGGAUUAUUCCUGAUGUACACUGAGCAACCGCAAAGUAAGCUUGCUGGUGUCUUACUCUUGGGAGUAGGAGGGUUAAUACCUCCAAAAUCUCAAACGCAUAUGGAAACUGCUUGUCAGAUUACUGAAGAUAAAACUAUACAUCCAUUUGCUUACAGAACACAUACGCAUUCUUUAGGAAAAGUCGUUUCUGGAUAUAAUAUAAAAAGAGAUAGUGAAGGUGUAGAUCACUGGAGUUUGAUAGGAAAACGAGAUCCUUUGACGCCACAGAUGUUUUAUCCAGUUUUUGACAAUAGUCCUAUAACGUAUGGUGAUAGAGUGGCAGCAAGGUGUACAAUGGAUAGUUCAAAAAGAAAUAGAGUUACCCAAGUUGGACCUACAAAUAACGAUGAGAUGUGCAAUUUUUACAUAAUGUAUUAUGUAGAAAAUGAUACACCGUUGCAAAUGAAGUAUUGUACGACUGAAGGCCCUCCAUAUUACCAUUGGAACAACGUUUACAAUGACUUGAACAACAUUCCUGAUGUAGAAGCAUCAUCACUGGAUUAGAUUUUAUAGAAAAAAUGACCAAGACUUCCUGCUAUACUUACUUUUAAAACUAUUACUAAUGGGUUUUCUAAUAAGAGUUUCUGAAUGUUCUUUUCUUCUCUUUUCUUAUCGCAAACUUUUUCAUGAUAUUCUUUUUUUUUAUUCUUUAUAUUAGUACAAUUUUAAAAACUGGGUCUUCUGUAAAAGCCACAUGUCGUGGAAUUUGUGAUAACUUGUGUACAAAAUCGUUCCUCAGAAAAACAUCAAUUCUAGGUCAUUUGGUGAUAAUAUUGAGGCCCAAAUGUCUAUUGAACGUCAUUCACAACAGAAAAACGACAACAUGGUUGUCCGAUCAUCUUUUAAAAAACUUUUGUUUAUAAUGAACAUUCGGAAACUCUUGUUACUAAUAUUUUAAUUAUUCAGAAAAUUUUUGAAAACCGUUUUGUUUUAAGACACACGAAAUAAGUAUUAUGUACAUUUCUGUUAGAAGGACGAAUAUAAUCAUUUUAAAUAUAUUUGAGGACAGGCCAAUCGAACUAAAACAUUCAAUGGUAGUCAUGAUUAAUAACAUAAAUUUUACUUUGUCAUUAACUGGUAAUCAAAAUUGUUAUUGUAAAAAUAUAAAUAGCAUCUAUAUAAACCGCGAAAGACAAUACUGACUUUUCUCAGCUAAGCAGUAUCAAAUAAUGAUUUUUUUGUACAUUAAACAGAUAUUUAUAUAUAGCCUGAUCAUAAAGGUAAUGCUAAUCAUUUAAAAUAAAAUAAAUUAUAAGGUUACCUGCCCUAAGUUAGCAUUUAAUAUAGGGUUCAUUCCAUAUCCUAAAAGUCAAUUUUUUAAUGUAUAAUCUAUUUUAAUAACUACAUCGUGCUUAAAAUUUCAGCAAUUAUUGGAACUGUAAAUAUUCAUAUCAAUACUUCUAGUUAUCAUACUGUAUAUAUAUUUUGUGUGUCUCCUAGUAUUUAAUAUGACCAAUUUAUAUUUCAACAUGCUCUAUUUCAAUUUAUUUAUUAAAUAUGCAGGCUAAUGUACUUACUGAUAUGUGUAAAGUUGAAAUAACAAAGGAAUAUUAUAAUGUAUGUUAAAAUGAGAUUUAAAUCCAAUCCAGUCUAACCAAAGAUACCACUUUAAAUGAACGAUAUGUGUCUGUCUCAUUUAAAACUUUUUCAAUUUUUAUGUGACAAAAAAUUGCCGUGAUUAUUAGAUUAAAAAAUUAGACCGUUUUAAUUUUAGUGAUGAAGUGACAUGUCAAUUAAAAUAACUGGAUUAGACAGUUACAAUAUACUUGAUUAUUAAAAUAGAUUUGAUUUACUAUAUUAAAAAAUGUCAAUCAAGUUUGUAAAUGAUGCCGAAGCUAAUCGAAUUUUAUUUUUACGAAAUGCCUUUUAUACAUAAUCUUGACAUUAAUUUCAAGCUUUAACUUCCCUGGUGUUUAUAUAAAUAAUGUCGUUUCAUAGUAAUUUUAAUUUAUUGAAUAAUUUUUUUCUCUUUAUACUCUACAGAAGCCUCAUCUUAAUCAGGAUGUACUUAUAAAAUCCCUCUGUUUUUUUGGUAACCUUAAAAGUACCUGGCAAUGCUAAACCUCAGUAUGACCCAGGAAAAAAAUAUGAAAUUGUCUGGGUAACGUUACCUCGCCCAUCUUUUUCUCCUGAUUUUUUUCCUUUUCUUAUUUAUUUCUCGAUAACUGUCAUGUCAAAAUCCGAGAUGAUGUAUAUAGACUUAUACAAUACCGGUAUAUGUAUAAAAAUUGGUAUCAUCAGGUAAUUGCUUUGAGGAAUAAUGGUAUAUUACUGGUUUCUAAUAAAUUUUAUAUUUCACCUUCAAAAGCGCACGAACUUAUUUAAUUACCUGGUAAUUAAAGGGGCCCUUCACACUACGAUUUUUGUGAGAUUUUACAAUCUAUCGAUUUGGUCUAAAACUCAACAUGAAGUGAUCGAUCUAAUUCACAUCUGGCCUCUCCGGAUAGAUGUGAACGUAAUAGUCCCUCAUCUGCCAGCAAAAAGUAGCAUGUCGUGUUUUUUGCUUGCUAUUUGAAAUUGGGUACAAUGCAGGUGUGAAGAAUAUGUACUAUGUCCUGGUGGUGGGAGCUGUCGUGUAACCUGUCAAAUUUAAAGUAUAGUUGCUAAUUUAUGGAUUUUUUAGCUUUUUGCUGGCAAUGAAAUAAUAUGCUUCUUAACGUCUAUAACAAUAAAAAAAUCCCUUUGCAAGCAUUUUCUGUCAUCCGGUGUAGGGAUUUCAGCCACGUGACCGUAUAUUGGUGCUUUUCAACCAAAUUCGGGAUAUAGCUUAAACGCGAUUUUUCUGAACUUAAAAUGAUAUUGCAAGCAUUUUUUUAGGUCUGCGAAAGGAUCGAUAUGAAAAAAUUAUAUCCUUGAAAUAGCUGUAAAAUCGGAAUCAAAUGUCAAAAAGUGAUUUAAUUGCCCUCAAAAUGUUUGUAUGACUUUCAACUCAACUAAGAAUUACAUUUUUUUUUCAGUAGUUCUACCCCAUUGCCACAAAUUGGAUUAUUUUGACAUUUUUUAUAGAAAAUCCGGGGUGAAUAGAAGGUUGAAUGGUUGAAUUAUUAUGUAAAAUAGGUUUGAUUGCUUCCAUGUUUGUAUGAUCCUUAACUAAGAAUAUUUGGUGAAUUUUUAAUUCAACAAUUUUACCCCAUUCAGCCUCUUAUUCACCCUGAGUUUUCGUGAACGUAUCAAAAUAGUUUAAUUUAUAGUGAAUGGGGCAAAACUACUGAAUAAAAAAGCUUGCAAGGGCAAUACUCUUAGUUGAGAAUCAUACAAACAUUUUGAGAGCAAUUAAAACACCUUUCGACUUUUGGUUCCCAUUUUACAUGUAUUUCAAGGUUACAUUUCAACUCUCACCGACCUAAACGAAUGCUUGCAAUAUCAUCUUGAGUUCAGAAAAACCGCGCGUUUAAGGUAUAUCCGCAAUUUCGUUGAAAAACACAAAUAUCCGGUCACGUGGCCAAAAUUCCUACACCGGAAGUAGCAAAAUCGGACGACAGAAAAUGUUUGCAAAGAUAUUUUUUAUUGUUAUAGACGUCUAGGAGCAUAUUAUUUCAAAGCCAGCAGAAAAAAACGAAAAAGUUCAUCGAUAAGCAACUUUACUUUGAAUUUGACAGGUUACACGACAGCUCCCACCACUGGGACAUAGUGCAUUUUGUUCAUCCCUCUCCCAAAAGUAAAAAAACAUGACUUUGCGUUUUUUGUAUUCAGAUGAGGGACUAUAAAGUGUGAAAAGAGCUGAUUCAAUCUUGUCUUUAGAUCAGAACUGUACGGCAGGCCAUUCGAAGCGUAAAGGGCCCUCAUUAGGCUUUUAAUUUUUUAUUCGUUUUAUGUAUGUUCUAGGUUUAAAAUGUACAUUUUUUUUCAUAUGUUUCAAAUAUUCCAGUUAUUUAAAACACAUAUAUUUUAUAAUAAAUAUGGACAUUAAUAUUGUAAUUACUGUUUUUCCAGCAAAUGUUUUUUUUGAUGUCAAUUUUUAAGAGAAAUAAAUAUUGGCGUGUGCAAUCGAAUUUACAUACUUAUACAGUUUUUAAUAUGAUUCUUUUUAAAGUUUUUUAAAGUUGUAUAUUCAAGGAAGUCAGUUAUUUAAUUUCGAAUGUAGGCAUAUCUUGUGCUAACAACUAUAGAUAUGUUGAUAUCAAAUGGACUAUAAUGUGAAAAGAUAUGUACACAUAUGUUUUGUUCUCGAAAGUUUUAUGAAUAUAAAAGGUUUUCCAAAGGGUUUUCUAAAAAUAACAUAGUUUAUUUAACAAAUGCUUUAUUUUUUUUACGAGACAGACAAUUCUAGUUGUAGGUCCCCAUCAAUAUAAUAAAGAAUAUCAACCAAAUGUUCCUCUCCGUUUCUUUGGCAGGAAGUAAUUAUUUUCUCUAAAUUUUGAAUUAAGUCUAAGCACAAAAGUUUAGUUAUAUCUUACUAAUUACGCACAUAAUCUCAUUCUUCAGAUAAGGAAUUGUUUACGAAGUUUUGACAUACAUCUUGGUUUUCAAGAGACGUCAAAUCGCACAAUCUCGGUUGCCAUUUCUUGAAAUUAUUCUGUGCCCAAAUUUGGUUGUGGCCCAACCGCCAACGGUUUUAAACAAAAUUAGGAUACUUAUUGGAAAACCCUGUAUAAGAUUUUUUAAUAUAUUUGCCGUUGUUUAUUUUUGAUGUAAGCAGGAGAUUUUUGAAAAAAAAAAAAAAAUAUUGAAAAGAACAGUUAAAAUAGAUGCAAAAUUAGAGAAAGCAAACAUUUAUGUUUUUAUUUUUAGCAAGACUUAGGUGUUGAUUGAUGGAUCUAACAUGUUAGUUCCUGGUUAAUAUUUUACCUUGAAAAGUCUUUUUUUUUUCGAAGACAACCUGUACACAUUAUCCUAUAAUUUUUAGUGAUCCUUUUAUAUACCAGUAUAUAUCUGUAUAUUAUCUGUACUCAACGUUGCUCAGGGCUAUAGGUGUAUUGCCUGAAGAUUGGCAAAAAAACUAAAUACGCACAUCAAAAAACUGUAGAAUAAUAAUUUAUCUUCAAUAAAGUGUCUUAAUUUCAAAUUUUAUUGCAUAGAAUUACGAAAACGUAUAGAGAGGACCAUUAAAUAACUACUUUUAUGAAAUGAUAUCAAAUUAAUCUGAAUAUAAUGGAGAUAAAAAACUAUUCUAUAUCAGGUUUUUGUAUUUUUAAUUGUAAACUAGAGCUACCUCAUAUUUUAUUUAAUAUAUGAACAUCAAAGUGGAAGCACAAAUGAUAAAAAAAUUAAAAGAAACAAUUGAGUUCUUUUUUUUUUUCAAGUAAUAUUAAUAUUAUGUAUAUCUACUGAAACCUAAAUCAAACUAUGUAUGUUCCAAGUACUACCACCAGGAUUUUGUUUCGUGAAGUUUAGAACCAUAAUUUCCAAAGAAGCAACAAAAAUUCUCACAUCUUGUGGUAUUACCUACGGGGCUCGGUUUCCAUGUAAACAGUUGGUAACAAGUUUGCUUGACCUCGACAGUAGUUCGCUAAGCGAUUACGGUUGAACUACACCUGUCUCAUUCAGUCGACAAAGUAGGACACUACUAAGUAAAGCGAUUUAAAAAGUGGCGGGCUUUAUAAUUGAAUCGCUUAUUUCAGACACAGCCUAAGUCACUUUUUGUCCAUAUUGGGUUUAACACAUUGGCAUUGUUAUUUUGGAGUAACACACAGAAAUAACCUAAUUCCUGUAAACAUCCUUAGUUAUAUGACAAUUUAAAAUAUUCGUUUAUUUCUGACACAACCUUUAUCCUGUUCCUAGUUCAAAACGUUUUUUUUUUUCACCUCCUGGAAACUCUGAAAAGUAACUUAGGUUGUUUCUGAAAUAAGCAAUUCAAUUUAGAUAUUUGAAAACUUUUACUUGCAACUACUAAACAAUCAAUAAGUUUAGAGAAUUUUUGUUGUAGGUAAAUGUUGAAAAAUGGAAAAUGUCACUUGUUUUAACUGAAAAAUAAAAUUAAGUGAAAAUGAAACACAUUUUAAACAAGUUUAAUUUGUUUAGAAUUACCAUGUAAUUACUUUUGUCUCAUUAUCUUCUAACUGCAUAUUCUGAACAUAACAUAAGCACUAUAGGGACCGUGCGUCAUGACUUAAACGCCAACUGGUGACAAAAAUGUGCACUUUUUGGGGGAGAUUUAUUAAUGUUUUAUACGACAUUUAUUGUUUAGUAAUUAUUAAUUAAAUAAAGUCGAAUUAUUUUCGUAAUAUCAUUAUCGAAAAAACUUGUUGCAUCCGUGGAUGUACAAACAUAUCGCUUUGGAAACCUGGAUUUGAUUCGGUAAUAAAGAAAUUUUAUCAAUUUCCACAGAACACACUUCGUGUCUCACACCCAACGAUAUACAUAAUUACAUAGAUUGAUUAUCCAUAUGUAAAUCAGACGACGAAAAGCAUAUUUCACUGGGCAAAGUUUUUUUUUUAUCUAUUUUGUAUCAAUUUUGAGCACUUAGUUGUAAACAAAUCAUUUACAGAACCGGUUUAUGAAAUUAGAAUCUUUACUGUUUUUUGUCAUUAAGAUUUUUACAUAUUUAAAUGAACAUUUUAUAUAAAUAUAAUUUUACAGAUAAUUAAUGGUUUAUUCUGUUAAUUGAAACUAAUGUAGAAUGUUACUGUGAAAUUAGAAUGUCCAAUUUGACAAACAUAUACAAUUUUUUAACUAUUUCACUAAAAUAAACAAAUCAUAAUUAAUACAUUGCAAUUACUGUCAAAAGAGAUUGCAACAAACUUUAAAAUAUUAAAAAUCCAGUAAUUUUUUGUAAAAUUUUUAGUAACAUUACUAUUAAACAUUACUCAGAAUAAUAGAUAAGUGUCUUACUCUUACAAAAGUUGUUUAUAUCUCAUAUUAAAGUUGUUUACAUUACCUUUACAAAGUUGUAUUACAUAUUGCAAUUAUGUGUUUUAUAUAGUGUUAUUUCUGAAAUGAGAGUGGUCUAAAAUUAUUUACAUCCAUCCUUAUAAAAAUUGUUUAGAUCUCUUAAUAUUAUUUAACUACAUGGAAACUCAACUCUCAAAAUACAUAAUAACGUGUCUUAAAUUAAGUAAUUAUUUUCUUUUUCCAAAGAAUAAAACGCUGAAAUUUGAUUUUAAAACACAUUUGGGCUAGAACGCUAUAUUUCGUUGACACUAGGAAAGGCAAUCUAGCACUUCACAUUGCAACCCGCUUUUCGUAAUCUUUUUAUAAAUGAGUGAGCAAUCUGUAUAAUUAUGUAUAGCAUUGGGCGACUCAUAAACGUCUAAGGUGGACAGGUGGAUGAAUGACAUUUCGACUAACAAAGUUAAAAAGAAUUAUUAUUAUUAGGCAUUCCAAACAAAUGAAUUACCAGUGGGCAGGUUUGGUAUAUCUAAGGGUGGCGACAUAUGGUGUAUUCUAUCUACUUUACGUAAAAUCAUGAAUAAUGGAUUACAUUUAAAUAUUUUAUGUCAAACACAAUAAAAAUAAUAUUUAAAAAACCCAUCUAUACAUUUCUUCAUAAAUUGGCAGGCUUGGCGAGUACUACUUCGAAUAAAAAUAGCGUCCAAGUUGCAAGACUAUGUCGCUACCCCCUUAAAUAUACAAUAAUUUCCCACUGGCACCUAUUGUUUGACAGGUCGUUGGAAUGCCUGAUUCUCAAUCUUUUUUAUUAAUUUACAUUUUUAAAAUGUUAUUGUAAUAAUUUUAAAUUCAGUGUUACUAAAUACCGAUAUUUUGACAUUGGAUCACAUACUUAUAAUAGGUAUACGGAACAAGAGAGACGUCCGACCUGUUUAACAUAGGGGCGGCCAUUUUUAUACAAGAUUACUAGUACAUAGGUGACCAGAAAUACAGCAAUAUGAAAACUUGGUUGCAGAUGUCUAGGUCUUUUCACUUUUAAGUACAUCAUUUUGUACAGAUUUUUUAAAAGAAAUAAUACAAUAUUAUAUCUGAAUUAAAUUUUUAUUCUACAACAAAAAAAAUAUUUUAAUGUUUAAAAAUACAUGUUAGGCUGAUAAAUAAUAGGCCGACAAAUAAUAGAUUAAAUACCUAAAUACUAAUUUUAAAUGACAAAAGUACAGUAGAGGAAGUUAAAAAUAUUAAAAUUUCCAGGAUACUUUAAAAUUAAAUUGAUGGUUGCAUAUUUGUUUUAUUUUAAACAAUUUACUUUCUUCUUGUAUAAUUUCUAAAAGCUACAAAUUUUUAGUGAACGGGUCGUCCUUAUUGAUUCUGCAGUGAAUUGUACUAACAACUUAAAAGAAAUUUUGUCCAAUCUCUAUAUGGCAGAUAACCACAAUAAGGAACGAUCUGCUUGUUUUGGAACCCUAAAAUAAUAUAAAGACACUGCUUUCAUAUCCUUUAUUUUUGCUAAAUCUUAUUACUUACUUGUGGAAUGUAACAUUUGAAUCUAUUGGCAACAGUCUUCUUAUGUUAUUAUUAUUAUUAUUAAGACAUCUUGAAUAAAGCCCAAUAUAGAGAACUUAUACUGGGAUUAAAGUCUAUUCACAAAUGAUAAAAUAAAUAAAACGUUUAUACACUUAGAAAAUAAUAUCCACAAUCAAAAUAUUCUAAAAUAACACAAAAAAAUUUAACCAAAUUCACAAACACAUUAAAAUUUGACACUUUUGACAGAUGGAAAGAAAUUGGUUGCAUAAGUUUCAGUUUGUUUAUAUAAAAAUGGCGGUCAUUUCUGUCUUCUUUUAUUAAACACUCAGUAAAGAUGCGCAGAGGGUUUUACGCCGUAUACCUAUUUAAGUAUGUGCAUUGGAUACACUUGCUUGAGGUACAACUUUACAAUUUAUUGUCACUUAAUCAUUUAAAUCUUUUUGCUCAAAAUUUAUAUACAUGUACAGAUUUUAAUAAUUUUUCACAUUUUAUAUAAUUUUGCACAUGUACACGAUUGUUUGUGACGGGCCGGUAUCUAUAUUUAACUAUAUUUAAUAUUUUAAAAAAUAUCCUUUAUUUUUUUACUUGCAAUGUUUACCCCAUUUAAUUCUAAAAUUGAACACUAUAGAGAGGGCUAACUUCGGCAGUAGUGCUGCCUCUAUAUUUCACGCACGGUCCCUAUAUAACACACUAAAUUUCUGAAAAAUACAAAUAUAUAACCAGCAUAGCACAAUGAUUUUAUUAAAAAAACUGGAUAUAGUUUUCAUAAAAAGUCAAAGUAGUUAACUUAUAAACACAAUUGUUUUAAUAAUACUGACUUAUUAAUGCAAGGAAAAUCAUUCUAUUAUUAUUAUUAUCAUCCUUUUACGGCCUUUACCCAUCUAUUUCAAUCUAGAGUAGUUGUAAUGCCUAUUUUCGGGUACAAUAAGCCUCCAGCUUCAGUACAGGUGAGCUUUGAAACACGCCCUAAUUCAGAUAGGAAUAUCUAAAACAAAACAAAAAUAAAGGCGCAGUGUGUAUCUUAACAUUAAAAAUGAACAGAUAUAACUUUUUACAUUCUUACAAUUUUCUUGCAAUAAAAGGUAUAAAAAAAUUUGUAUAAAAAUAGAAAACAUUAGAUUUAUGCUCUUAGCAGGUUGACUGUAAAGUAAAAACUUGCCUUUUAAAAAAUUUAUUUUCAAUUAAAAUUAUUAAUACAAAAUUAUAAUGUUUCGAUAACUGAAUAUAAUAUGAUUCUCAUUAAAAUAAACAAUGUUUUAGAAUGUAUAACUUUGGAUUGCUGACUGUGUCGUCACCUAAGAUAUUGAACUGGCCAUAUAUGCAAUUGGUUGUUAUGAAUUCGGAUUACAUAACUUUCCAACUAUAUACUGAGCGUUGCAAAUCAUAAUGAAAACGACUCGCACCGGUGCGUCGUCGGCACUGUGCAUUUGACCUACACCUCGCACUCGUGAGUGGUCAGCAUUCAACCUGUUAACAGGUGAACCAUGCAAAAAUUACCAAGUUGACAUAAAUAUUAUAUUAGUUUUUGAACAUAUUUGGGUAUUAUUUGAUAAAUAUAUUAAUUAAUUUUACCCAAAAAUUGAACAGUAACUAUUUGAGCACAAAUCAAUCGCCCUUUUUUAUCAUGAUUAAAACUAUGAUGAGGUUCUAUCUCGGAUUCUACAAUAUCUGUUUGUAAAUUGACUUCACACAUUUCGCUCACAACUCUUUCAUUUUUUUGACCACAAAUAUUUAAAAUGUUGAUCCAUUAUUCUCUAAAAGUAAUAUUAAUAGCAGGAAAAAUAAAAUUUCUUGUUAGUUUUGUGAGAAAAAUAUUUACUUCUGCAAAUAAAAUUUAAUUAAAAUUAAUGACAUUCUUAAGAACCUCACUAUACUUAUAAAUUACUUAAAUCUAACUUAAACUAAAUUAAUAUAAUUUACUCAACUACAUUUGAAAAAAAUAUAUCAGACCGUUAACAGACUGGCAUUAGGCAUUCCAAACUGAAUGGCUACCAGUGGAUUUUGACAUGGUUUUGACAGGUUAUGAUAUGGCAAAAUUAUGGCAACCCUGUAGGCCUGGUGAUUUGACAAGGUCAAUGAAAUAGAUAGUUACAUAGAUUGAUCAUCCAUAUUUUUCAAAAUAAACAAGCUUAUGCCUUGAAAUAAAGUAAGCAAUUAUUUUUUUAAAUAUCCAAAGACUGAAAAUUGGUUUUAAAACACAUUUUUGUUAAACCGAUUCAAAUUAAUAAAUAUUUGCCAGGCAAUAUUGCCGCUCGCAAACGACCAGCUUUGAGCAAUCUAUAUAACUAUAUAUGUAUCAUUGACCCUGUUAAUGACAUGAUAACAGGGUUGCCAUAUCUUAACUGUCAGUCCCCACUGGAUAGCUAUUCACUAAGUGAUGGGAGCGCUCCCAUGGGAGUGUUCCCAUAUAUUUAGCUCUCUUACUCUUAGGUGGGUAUAUCGUGCUUACUCACUUUUAGCCCAGGUACAUGCGUAGUUAGGUCGAAGUAAGCACGAUAUACCCGCCUAAGACUAAGAGAGCAAGUGACUUAGUGAAUAGCUACCCUGGUAGCCAUUGGCCAGGUCGUUAUAAUGCCUAAUAUUUAGUGCAACAUAACCUAAUUUAUUAACAAAGCCAGAUUUACACCAUCUCAUAAUAUUUAAAUUUAGCUUUAACUUAACAUUUAUUAACGAUUAUCCCUGUAUUUGAUCGCACAUCGUUUUAAAGUGAACUUUAAAGGGUUAAAUCAGUAAAAUUAUUGAUUUCUUUUUCAUUAUUUUUGAAAACAUAUUUUUUAUGGGUGUAAAACGGGUUUAAAUUUAGUGAUAGCAGCGCGCUAAGCGCUUACGGUUAAACUACAAACAAGGAAACAAGUCCCGCGAUUUAUUCAAACCUUUUCUUUUUAUUUUUCUAUGGUAUUACCCUUGUAAAUGUUUGACUUAAAAAAAAAAAAAAUUAAAAAAUGACCAAAAAUAUGAUAGCUAUAAUCAGUAAUUUUUUUUAAUCUUGUUAAUGUUGGUCUUUUUCUAAUUACGAGGUUGAAAAAUUGACGCUAUUUUUUACUUGUUAUAACGUUUAUAUAAUCCUCCUUCAUGUAGUUUUAGCUCAAAGGACUAGCUAUUUUGUGCCAUACUUUCAUGUUGCCAGUGCCAGUUUUAUUAAAGUGAAGGUUUUUUUAAAUUUUAGAACAUUACAAUGAUUUAGGUUUUGAUUUGCAUAUAUAUUGAUUAAAAUAUUUGUUAAAUACGAUGUAUUAGAACGCGUUGUCUUCAGGAAAAUUGAAAGUCAUAUCAGGAGUAGACUGUCUUGCAUAUAUUUUCCAAACUUUGAAACAAUAGUCAAUCAUAAUAUAGGUAUUUAUUAGAAAAGAGCAGUAUAGGUAAAUUUGAAAGAGUAUUAUUAAUGUUAUAUAUUUGUUAAAAAAAAAUUAUAGUUUAAUUUAUGGCCGAGCAGAUUUCUGUUUUGCUUUAAAAGAGAAAAAUAACUUUAUAAUGCACAAGUUUUGAAUUUUGGAAACUGCCUUAUAGAAACUAAAUAUUAUGAUAGAUCUGAAUCUUGAUAAUCAUGCAAAUGUUAAUCUUUUAUCACAAACAAAUACAUUCGAUUUAUUUUUUUAAGAAGUUAAGAUUGAGAUUUAUAAAAAAAAUAUUUGAUUUCUAUAGUGUCUUCCAUAAAAUGUUUUAUAAUGUACAGAGUACGUCACUAUAUUUCAAAACCAAAAGGCUGAUGGUGUAUGUACUUAAAUCCAUUAUACCAGUUGCCAAAAAAUUUGUUCUGGUAUAUCAAAAAUCAUGUAACUUCUGAUUCAAACAUUUCUGUAUAUAAAUUGCUUAUACAUUAGUUACAUGAUUUUUAAGUCAAGGAAUUUACUUUUAAAGUUUGUUUUAAUUUUUUUCUGUAUAAUAGUUUGUGACUGAUUCUGUACUUAAUUUUUGUUGUAUGACUUUGUACUUAAAUCAAAUAGUAGUAUACAAUUUAUCUCAAAACCAAAUUAUUAGUAUAUAAAGUUAUAUUUUUAAUUAGAAUAUAUUAUUUUACUUGAAAAAUUGUUAUUUUUUAGUCCUAGAGCUGAAAGUAAAAUGAACUGCCUCAUAAGUUACCAAAUAAUCUACAGUGGCAUUGUUAAACUAUUAAAAACUAUUAAACUAAAUUAAAAACCUUUCGUCCGCCGAGUAUUAUUGGUCGCCUUUAUAGGCCCCACAAUUCUCAAAAUUUUGUAAAAAUCGAAGUACAUUUUCCUUAUUAGUACCAGAAAGAAAUACGUAUCAAAGAAAGAGAAAAUACACAUUAAAUGCAAAAUAUGACGUCUGCCGCGCUAUGCAGUCCCGUUUUUAAAUGAGACCAUGUUAAAAAUGUUCAAGAAACGCCUUCAAUCUCGUCAUCAAUUACUAGUUUGAUUUUUUGUAAAUAAUUAGUUUAUUGGGUAUUCAUUUGUAUUGUAAAAAGGAAAAACUAGUUAUAUCUUCAUAGGCACCCGGAGGGGAC